CUUCUUCGUUGAUCUGCUCCGACUCGUUUUGAAUGAUCACCGAGCUCCGGCGCCUCUUUCUCUCUCUUCAAUGUCGUCCGGCUCACCGAAUUGAACUCGCGGCGGCCUAGAUUUGUACUCCACCGCAGCGCUUUUUGAAUUCGGGGAAGACCACUCCGAGUCGUCAUUGCUAGGGUUUUCAGCAAAAUGAGGUCGUCCUUUGAUAGGCUUCGGAGAUUUGAACUGCACAAGAGCGGUUCUAAAGAUCAGAGGAACUUUCAACCCUCGGCUCAUGUUGAUGAGCUCGCUCAGGCUGCUCAGGACAUGCAAGGUAUGAGAAAUUGCUAUGAUAGCUUACUUUCUGCAGCUGCUGCUACAGCCAACAGCGCCUAUGAAUUCUCUGAAUCACUGCGGGAAAUGGGUUCUUGUCUGCAGGAGAAAACUGUAUUACAUGAUGAUGAACAUGGCGGUAGAGUUUUUCUGAUGUUGGGGAACGUGCAGUUUGAACUUCAAAAACUUGUUGAUUCCUAUCGCUCCCAUAUAGUUUCGACGGUCACAAACCCAUCAGAGUCUCUUCUCAAUGAACUUCGAACAGUUGAGGAAAUGAAGCGACAAUGCGAUGAAAAAAGGGAGGUAUAUGAAUACAUGGUAGCACAACAGAAAGAAAAAGGGAGAUCAAAACGUGGGAAGGGUGAGAGCUUUACUUUGCAGCAACUUCAAGCAGCUCGUGAUCAGUAUGAUGAGGAUGCUACACUGUGUGUUUUCCGGCUGAAGUCCCUGAAGCAAGGGCAAGCCCGAAGUCUUCUAACACAAGCAGCUCGCCACCAUGCUGCUCAGUUGAACUUCUUCCGGAAAGGCCUUAAGUCGCUUGAGGCUGUUGAGCCACAUGUUAGGUUGGUUACGGAGGAGCAACAUAUUGAAUACCAAUUUAGUGGACUUGAAGAUGAUGGCGCAGAUCAUGGUGAGAAUAGCUACGAUUCUAUUGAAAAUGGAGAAUUGAGUUUUGACUAUAGAUCAAGUAAACAGGGAAUGGAAGUCUCUGCAUCAAGGAGUUCAAUGGAGGUUGAUGAAGUGGGCCAUAUGUCUCCUGAAGCUCCGAGAGUGGAAUAUUCAGAUAUUAGUCUUGAUCAAGGUGAUCUCAACUUUCAAAAAGGUGAUCUCAAGUUUCCGAUCAGGGAACCAAGAAGAGCCGGCAGCUACUCAGCCCCAAUACCAUCUGCAGAGCCGAAGUUUGAUCCUGCUGAGAGAGCUAGACAAUUGCAACUGUCAGCUUCACGGAGACCUCAUACAUAUGUGCUUCCUACACCUGAUUCAAAGGGUUUAAUUUCUUCAAGGACAAGUACUACGGUUCCAGGCGGGAGGUCAGGUGGACGCAUCCCCAACUUAUCGCACUCUUCCCCAUUAGACGCUAAGCGUGAUAAGUAUUCUGGUGAUGAUAAUCAGACAGGAGCUAAUUUCUCAAAAGCUCAGUUGGUAGUCAAAGAGAGUCAUAGUACUACUAAUACAUCGAUGCAAUUGCCUCCUCCCCCUCUGGCAGACGGACUGGCACUGCAUCAGCAUAAAAGACAAGCUUUCUCUGGCCCACUAACUAGUAAGCCAUCAUCAACUAAGCCUGCAUUCUCUGCUAGUGGUCCCAUUGCAUCAAGUGAACCACCUCAACUAGUUUCUGGAAUGCUCCCUCGUUUACCAAAUCCUCCGGCUUCUUCAUCUCCGAAAAUAUCUCCAACUGCUUCACCUCCCCUUGCCUCUUCACCCAAGAUAAGUGAGCUUCACGAACUUCCUAGACCCCCAGGUAGAUCAGUUGUCAAGCCAACAAACUCUUCUGGAUUGGUAGGCCACUCUGCUCCACUGGUCUUCAGAAAUCAAGAACCUCAGGCCCAUAAUAAAAUCCCUUCAGUGCCAACGAAUUUGGCAUCUCCACUUCCAAUUCCACCAUUGAUUAUUCCUAGAAGCUUCUCCAUACCUUCGAGUAACCAAAGAGCAGUGACGUUGCAUGUAUCGAGGCAUGUGGAGUCUCCUCUAGGUUCAAGCAAACCGGAAGAAGUUGCUUCACCUCCAUUGACGCCAAUUUCCCUAACAAACAUGUAACAAAUAUCAACCGAGUCUGAAGUGACCUUUUCACUCCAAUCCUAUCAGAGUUUCUGCUUCAAGCACAAGAUGGGAAAAGUGGAAUCUUCUUGCUCACAUAUAUGCUUCCCUAAAUUGAAGUUGUGGAUUUUGUGUUCAUAUUAAUCGCCAUGGAGGCUGUUACAUCAUCUUCUUCGCCAUCAGAGCCAAAUUAUUAGUUCCUUUUAUUAUCUUCUUGGAGCCGGACCAGAUAUUGAAGACCUCUUCAGUGGAUGCAGUCGGGAGCUGAUAUCAAAACAGUGAAGCAGUGUUCUUCCCAUUAGAUUGUGUUGGGUUGAUUGCAUUGUCUUGUCAGACACAGAUGGGUCUGUAAAUAGAUUUAAUGUAAUGGAAAUUUCUUGUUAGUUUGGUUAUUGUUGCCUGGGUUCAUAUCUAAAAUCAAUUGGCAAUGAAUAGAGUGGCUUAAAUCCUUAUAAACCCACCAUACAUGCAAUGUUUCGUAUUCCCGACGUGGGAUUUAUAUCUCAACAAUUGUUUAAAUGUAUUGGUUUAGUUUCUCAUCUCAGCCGUUUGAUUGUUGAUUGUGAUGAGGUCUGAACUCUACCAAGUGGUAUUGUAAAUAGCUUCAAAUGA
Fragaria vesca subsp. vesca is the source of this 2679-nucleotide messenger RNA. RefSeq lists its product as uncharacterized. Bases 187 to 2067 code for a protein of 626 amino acids. Lineage: Eukaryota; Viridiplantae; Streptophyta; Magnoliopsida; Rosales; Rosaceae. The record is from RefSeq and is a predicted model, not a curated record. The transcript has 11 exons. Gene Ontology annotation, molecular function: protein binding. Gene Ontology annotation, cellular component: cytoplasm.